AUGCGUUUCACUUUGACUGCCGUUGCCACUGUUGCAUUGGCUUCUUGGGCAUCUGCUCAACCCAUGGAUCUUUACCCUGCUUCUGUAAGCGCUGUACGUCAAUCGGCCUCAGCUGCAUCAUCAUCAUCCAUGUUCCAUCAAGCCUCAGCAUCCGCUUCAGCCAUGCACGCUAAUGAUAAGCGUGGCAUUGUUGAUUUCUUUGGUAACCUCUUCAAUCCCGAACCUGAAAGUGUAGCACCAGCAAGCUCUUCUGCCGCAGCUGUUCAAUCUUCUGCUGCUCCUUCUUCUAUGUACAAGAUGCCAAAGUCUGCCUCUGUUGCUUCCGUUAGCGUUGCUGCACCAUCAUCUGCAUCCGCUUCUUUUGAAAAGCGUCAAGCACCAUCUUCAGCUGCUGCUUCAUCUGCCGCUGCUUCUUCGGUUGCUGCUGCUGCUUCAUCCUCAGCUCUUUACAAGCGUCAAGAAUCAGCUUCAGCUUCAGCUAGCUCUAUUGCUGCUGCUUCAGGUGCACCAUCCUCUGCUGCUGCUUCAUCUUCAGCUCUUUACAAGCGCCAAGAAUCAGCUUCAGCUUCAGCUGCACCCUCUUCAGCUGCUGCUUCCUCUUCGGCUCUUUACAAGCGUCAAGAAUCGGCUUCAGCUGCUUCUGCUAGCUCUAUGGCUGCCCCAUCAUCGGCUGCUGCUUCCUCUUCGGCUCUUUACAAGCGUCAAGAAUCAGCUUCAGCUGCUUCUGCUAGCUCUAUGGCUGCACCAUCCUCUGCUGCUGCUUCAUCCUCAGCUCUUUACAAGCGUCAAGAAUCGGCUUCAGCUGCUUCUGCUAGCUCUUUGGCUGUACCUUCUUCAGCUGCUGCUUCAUCCUCAGCUCUUUACAAGCGUCAAGAAUCGGCUUCAGCUGCUUCUGCUAGCUCUAUGGCUGCCCCAUCAUCGGCUGCUGCUUCCUCUUCAGCUCUUUACAAGCGUGCAGCAUCUGCUAGCUCUGUUGCUGCACCUGCCUCUUCUUCAGCAGCAGCUUUCAAGGUUCAUGCAUCUGGCAGCUCAAUGGCCCGUGCUUCUGCAUCCGUUGCCCAUAACAACUAUUAA
This is a messenger RNA of Lichtheimia ornata, 1074 nucleotides long. RefSeq lists its product as uncharacterized. The record is from RefSeq and is a predicted model, not a curated record. The transcript has a single exon. Bases 1 to 1074 code for a protein of 357 amino acids. Lineage: Eukaryota; Fungi; Mucoromycota; Mucoromycetes; Mucorales; Lichtheimiaceae.